Megalops cyprinoides (Indo-Pacific tarpon) is the source of this 1315-nucleotide messenger RNA. RefSeq names its product dnaJ homolog subfamily A member 1-like. Gene Ontology annotation, biological process: protein refolding; response to heat. Lineage: Eukaryota; Metazoa; Chordata; Actinopteri; Elopiformes; Megalopidae. Gene Ontology annotation, cellular component: cytoplasm; cytosol. Gene Ontology annotation, molecular function: ATP binding; Hsp70 protein binding. The transcript is spliced from 9 exons. The record is from RefSeq and is a predicted model, not a curated record. The coding region runs from base 85 to 1290 and encodes 401 amino acids.
GUUGGGAUUCCAGCAGAAAGAACUGGAGGAAGGUUCUAGAAGUCUACCGUCAGAGACCAGAAGAGUUUCAGUACUACAGCCACAAUGGUGAAGGAAACGGGGUUUUACGACGUGCUUGGCGUGAAGCCCAACGCCACGGCUGAGGAGCUGAAGAAAGCCUACAGGAAGCUGGCCCUGAAGUACCACCCGGACAAGAACCCGACGGAGGGCGAGAAGUUCAAGCAGAUAUCGCAGGCCUACGAGGUGCUGUCGGACGCAAAGAAGAGAGAGGUGUACGACCGCGGGGGGGAGAAGGCCAUCAAAGAGGGCGGAACCGGUGGGGGCGGGGGCUUCGCCUCCCCCAUGGACAUCUUCGACAUGUUUUUCGGGGGAGGGGGAAGAAUGCACAGAGAGAGAAGAGGGAAGAACGUGGUCCACCAGCUGACCGUGUCGCUGGAGGAACUUUACAACGGCGCCACCAGGAAGCUGGCGGUCCAGAAGAACGUCAUCUGCGAGAGGUGCGAAGGCCGCGGGGGCAGGAAGGGGGCAGUCGAGCGGUGCCCCUCGUGCCGGGGCAUGGGGAUGCAGGUCCGGCUCCACCAGAUCGGGCCGGGCCUGGUGCAGCAGGUGUCGACGAUCUGCGGCGCCUGCCAGGGCCAGGGCCAGCGCAUCAGCCCCAAGGACAAGUGCAAGGCCUGCGGCGGCCGCAAGAUCCUGCGGCAGAAGAAGAUCCUGGAGGUCCACAUCGACAAAGGGAUGAAGGACGGACAGAAGAUCGUUUUCCAUGGAGAAGGCGAUCAGGAGCCCGGUCUCGAGCCGGGUGACAUCAUCAUUGUCCUGGACCAGAAAGUGCACUCUCUCUACACCAGGCAAGGGGAAAACCUGGUCAUGAACAUGGACCUUCAGUUAGUGGAGGCGCUGUGCGGUUUCCAGAAGCCUAUCCAGACCUUGGAUAACAGGACUCUUCUCAUAACUUCUCAUCCAGGAGAGUUGAUCAGGCCAGGAGACAAGAAGUACAUCCUUAACGAGGGCAUGCCCAUGCACCGGCGUCCCUUCGAGAAAGGCCGCCUCAUCAUUGCCUUUUCGGUGACUUUCCCAAAGGAGAACUUCCUCCCCCCCAAUAAACUGACGGAGCUGGAGCGUUUCCUCCCGAGCAGGGAGGUGUCCAGUGACCCCGAGGACAUGGAGGAGGACCUCUACAUCUACGCUGACCUGGAGGACUACGACCCGUCACGGCACCGGCGUUACUACGACGACAUGGAGGACGAGGACUACCACUCGGGCGGAGGCGUCCAGUGCCACACCUCCUAGAGCUGCGGGGUCCUGCGCCCCCCCC